Molecule: messenger RNA, 1206 nt
Organism: Arabidopsis arenosa
Lineage: Eukaryota; Viridiplantae; Streptophyta; Magnoliopsida; Brassicales; Brassicaceae
Source: the annotation of a GenBank genome assembly
AUCAUCUCUUCACCAAGAAAACAAAAAGCAUAGCCUAACAGAACAGAAUCUAGUUAGCCAAAUCAAGAUGGUGACGCCAACUACAAUUAGAACGGUGGAUCUCCGCUCCGACACGGUGACUAAACCAACGGAGUCAAUGCGUUCAGCGAUGGCAAACGCGGAAGUGGACGACGACGUUUUGGGAAACGAUCCAACGGCUCUGCGUUUGGAGAAAGAGGUGGCUGAGAUCGCCGGAAAAGAGGCGGCUAUGUUUAUUCCGUCGGGAACAAUGGGGAAUCUGAUAAGCGUCCUCGGUGGUGUGCAUCCGAGGACGGUGAAGAACGAGGAAGAUGGUACGAUGGAGAUUGGUGCUAUUGAAGCUGCCGUGAGGAGUCCCAAAGGAGAUCUUCAUCAUCCGGUUACUAAGCUUAUAUGUCUUGAGAACACUCAAGCAAAUUGUGGAGGUAGAUGCCUGCCUGUAGAGUAUAUAGAAAAAGUCGGAGAAUUAGCCAAGAAACAUGGUUUGAAGCUUCACAUUGACGGAGCUCGGAUCUUCAACGCUUCUGUGGCACUUGGAGUCCCGGUGAAGACGAUUGUUCAAGCAGCUGAUUCUGUCUCGAUUUGUUUGUCGAAAGGUAUAGGUGCACCGGUCGGUUCGGUAAUCGUGGGAAGCAAAAAGUUCAUCACUAAAGCAAGGUGGUUAAGGAAAACUUUAGGCGGAGGAAUGAGACAGAUAGGUGUGCUCUGCGCGGCCGCAUUGGUGGCUCUCCAUGAAAAUGUCGCAAAGCUUGAAGAUGACCACAAGAAAGCUAGGAUCUUGGCAGAAGGACUGAACCGGAUUGAACGGUUAAGAGUUAACGUGGCAGCUGUGGAAACCAACAUCAUAUACGUAGACAUACCAGAAGAUCCAAAAUUUGGAGCAGAAGAGGCAUGUAAGAGUUUGGAAGAUGUCGGUGUGCUUGUCAUACCCCAAGCUACAUUCAGAAUCAGGAUUGUUCUACAUCACCAAAUCUCAGACGUCGACGUGGAAUAUGUACUCUCUUGCUUUGAGAAAACGUUUUAGCUCAGUGAGGCUAGAAGAGAAGGUUUAUUUUAAGAAAUUUCACUUGUUGGACUGUGUGUAAGGUUGUACUCAAAUUUCAAAAAAUAAAAGGUGUACUUGAAUCUAGUUGCUUGUUUUACAAUUGGAAACCUUUGAAUCAAGAAUUAUAAAAAUCUUUAACUGAA